GGGAUUUUACUAACGUUUCAUUUUAUUUUAAAGAGUUUAAUUUGGGAACUGACAAUCAAAUGACAGAAACGUUAUUGGGGUAAACACAAUUUGCGCAUGACAACCCCAUCCUUAGUACCGUACGAAAACUACACGACAUAGGACCCGCUUUACGUCCGCGCUAACAAAACUCGUUGAAAAUGCUUACAUCAAAAUGGUAGAGUCGCUACAAAUGUUCUUAUUCCUGUUUAAAUCUAAAUACAGACGAAAAUUCUCAUGGUUCUCUCCGUUCCUGUGUUCAGUACUCAUAGUGUUAUUGUUUUGCAAUGAUGCUCUCGCUAAGUGUAGUAACCAUAACUGCAUAAAUGGAGACUGUAAAAAUGAAACCUGUGUGUGUAAAGAGGGCUGGCAAGGUCCAGAAUGCCAGUACUGCGGAGGGAAAAUCAAUCUCACAGACACCUCCGGGGUUAUAACCGACGGCCCCGGCAACUACAGCGUGAGCACCCAAUGCACGUGGCUAGUGGCGCCCCCCCGCCUGGGUCCGUCCCCGCCGGUGGUCCGCAUCAGACUGGAGUCCUUCGCCACGGAGUGCGGGUGGGACCAUCUCUACGUGUAUGACGGAGACAGCGUGCGCGCUGUGAGGCUCCUCGCUAUUUAUAGUUUGGAUGACUGUCCGCUAGGUGGCGCUGUUUGCAAUUGUAUUAAAGCGUGGCUAGUGACGCCCCCCCGCCUGGGCCCGUCCCCGCCGGUGGUCCGCAUCAGACUGGAGUCCUUCGCCACGGAGUGCGGGUGGGACCAUCUCUACGUGUAUGACGGGGACAGCGUGCGCGCUGUGAGGCUCCUCGCUAUUUUUAGCGGUGUAAUGGAGCCAGGUGAAUCGGGUUGGACACGGCAAGUGAUCGCGCGCUCCGGCAGCGCCUUACUUCACUUCUUCUCUGAUGAUGCCUUCGCUAUGGAAGGGUUCAACGUCACUUAUGCUGCAUACUCCUGUCCUUCGGAUGACCAUAGGACCAAUUGUAGCAACCAUGGCGAAUGCGACGAAGGCACAUGUAGAUGCAAUCCGGGAUGGAUCGGAGUAGCGUGCGAUCAACCAAUUUGUCCAGAUAACUGCAACGAAGCUUACGGUGGCGGCACUUGCACCCCCAAAGGGUGCGUUUGCACCCCCCAACGUUCCGGGGCGGACUGCAGUCGAGACAUAUCCACUGCCGGCUGGAGGUGGUUGUGGAAGGAACCAGGAGAGGGGGUGGACGAAGAGGCCGCGCCGGCGGUGGCCGGGCAUGUGCUGGUGCAGAGGGGGGGAGAAAUAUUGAGGGUGGGGGGAGAGAGUUUUGGACAGGCUGACUUCCUUUAUAGGGGGGGUAUGUGCUGGUGCUUAGGGGUGGGGGGAGAGAGUUUUGGACAGGCUGACUUCCUUUAUAGAUAUAAAGUAGCAGAGAACAAAUGGGAGACCAUAGUGACUCUGGGCGAGACGCCGGCGCCGCGUUUCGCGCACUCCGCCGUGUUGUACGACGACGAACUUAUUGUGUACGGCGGCGUUGUCGCCUCCGACGACACGGAGAGGGGCGGCGAACUGGCAGGCCGAGAAGGGCGAGCUGGUGAAGUGACCAAUGAGGUGUGGCGGCUAAACCUGGCCGCACCCAUGCUGCAAUGGCUGAACGCCACCCCCACCAUAUGUGGGAACAGGCCUGCACCCAUGAAACAUUGUGUGACCAAUGAGGUGUGGCGGCUAAACUUGGCCGCACCCAUGCUGCAAUGGCUGAACGCCACCCCCACCAUAUGUGGGAACAGGCCUGCACCCAUGAAACAUUGUGGCGGGCUAGCCGUGUCGGGUCACACGGCGGUGGUGGUCCGCUACAACGACAAGCCGGUGAUGCUGGUCUUCUUCGGGCACUCGCCGCACUACGGCUAUCUCCACUUGGUACAGGAGUACCACAUAGAGGAGGGCGUGUGGGUGUCGGCCCCAACAGUGGGCUGGGCGGCUCGCGGGGGCUUCGGGCACUCGGCGGUGCUCGACCCGCUGUCUGACCGCGUGUUCGUGCACGGCGGUCUCGUGUCGCAGAGCGAGGCGGCGCAGUACCACAUAGAGGAGGGGGUGUGGGUGUCGGCCCCGACAGUGGGCUGGGCGGCCCGCGGGGGCUUCGGGCACUCGGCGGUGCUCGACCCGCUGUCUGACCGCGUGUUCGUGCACGGCGGUCUCGUGUCGCAGAGCGAGGCGGCGCAGUACCACAUAGAGGAGGGGGUGUGGGUGUCGGCCCCGACAGUGGGCUGGGCGGCCCGCGGGGGCUUCGGGCACUCGGCGGUGCUAGACCCGCUGUCUGACCGCGUGUUCGUGCACGGCGGUCUCGUGUCGCAGAGCGAGGCGGCGCAGUACCACAUAGAGGAGGGGGUGUGGGUGUCGGCCCCAACAGUGGGCUGGGCGGCUCGCGGGGGCUUCGGGCACUCGGCGGUGCUAGACCCGCUGUCUGACCGCGUGUUCGUGCACGGCGGUCUCGUGUCGCAGAGCGAGGCGGCGCAGUACCACAUAGAGGAGGGGGUGUGGGUGUCGGCCCCGACAGUGGGCUGGGCGGCCCGCGGGGGCUUCGGGCACUCGGCGGUGCUAGACCCGCUGUCUGACCGCGUGUUCGUGCACGGCGGUCUCGUGUCGCAGAGCGAGGCGGCGCAGUUGCGGUACCACAUAGAGGAGGGGGUGUGGGUGUCGGCCCCGACAGUGGGCUGGGCGGCCCGCGGGGGCUUCGGGCACUCGGCGGUGCUAGACCCGCUGUCUGACCGCGUGUUCGUGCACGGCGGUCUCGUGUCGCAGAGCGAGGCGGCGCAGGCGCCGUCAGCAGCUCUGUAUGAAUACGAGUACAAGAGACGAAUAUGGCGUCCGCUGCCCUCCGCGCCCACGCCUAGAUAUCUACAUUCCGCCAUUAUAUUAUCUCCAGGUAUUAUGCUAGUCUUCGGCGGUAACGCUCACAACGACAGUGCAGCGGCCGCAGUUAGUAACCCCGCCGGCUCCCAGUGUUACUCGGCCGGCGCUCUAUUGUAUGAUAUAAGGUGCGGGUCGUGGCGCACGGCGCCGCCGCCGGCGGGCGCGGCGCGCGCGGCGCACGCGGCGGCGCCGCUGCCCGGCGCGCGCAGCCCCACCGCCAUGUUCUACGGCGGUUUCGACGGCCGCCUCCGUUCGGACGCGCUUCUCUUCGAAGCGGGCUCUCCUUGUUCGUCCCACACGAACGAGCUAGCGUGCGUGACGAACGCGCAGCACGCGUGCCGUGCUUGCGCGUGGAACUCGCACGAACGCACAUGCGUGCCGUUGGAGACGGCCGGCUGGAACCAGUCCUUCGACGGGACGAUGAAGGCCUGCGUCAGCGAACCUGUCAGAGGGGGUAUUACUGCAAUGUUCUGCCGCUCAGCCAACAGUUGCGCGGCGUGUACGGCCGCUAAAUGCGCGUGGUGCGGCUCCUGUCAGCCAGAACCGCAGCUCUGCAGCCGACUCUGGCCUAAGAUGGCGCUGAUGGUAGACGAGUGCGCAAGCACAGGGGAGUUGGCCAGGGACGCUUGCGCGCGGUACCACUCGUGCGCCGCGUGCCACGCGCACCAGCAACACCACCACCACUUAUCUGUACAUUCGAGCUCAGAAGAACGGUCAUGCUAUUGGGACUACGAGUCCAUCAAAUGCAAGCCGGCUAACUCAUCUGACGACAUCAGGAGCGUGGCGUCGGCCGGUCCGUGCACGGCGCCGUGCGCGACGUUCCACACGUGCUCAAACUGCACGUCGGAGGAGUGCAUAUGGUGCGCUUCGACGGGACGAUGCGUUGAUAAGAACGCGUACGGCGCGUCGUUCCCGCUGGGCGGGUGCCGGCUGUGGUCGACGUCCAGCGUGUCGGGCGGCUGCGGCUUGAGCGCGGCGCGCUCGGGCUGCGCGCGGCACGUGUCGUGCGCCGCGUGCCGCGCCGAGCCCGCGUGCGGCUGGUGCGCCGACGCCGCCCGCCCGCCCACCGGCCGCGGCCUGUGCCUGCCCGGCGGCGCCCGGCGGCCGCACGAGCCGCAUGUCUGCGAGACCUCCAGAUGGUUCUUCACCGACUGCCCCCGCUGCCAAUGCAACGGGCACUCGACCUGCGACGAGAUAGAGGGAGACAGAUGCAUACAGCCCUGCGGCGCUAGAGCAGUAGGGCUGCACUGCGACACCUGCGCGCCGGGACAUUACGGCGACCCGCUCAACGGAGGCACUUGCAAACCUUGUGAAUGCAACGCGCAAGCCGUCGCGUGCGCACCAGAUACGGGCCGCUGUUUCUGCAGCACCAAAGGCUUGGCCGGCGAGCGGUGCGACAAAUGCGACAAUAGUAACCACUAUCACGCCGAUCUGUAUAACAAGGGAGCUUGCUAUUACGACCUAGCCGUAGACUACCAAUUCACCUUCAACCUAUCAAAAAAAGAAGACCGCCACCUCUCCGCCAUAAACUUCCGGAACGCGCCAGUGAAAGCAGAUGUGGACGCGGACUUUAGUAUAACGUGCUCGGCGCACGCGCGUAUGAACCUCACGGUUAGGACGCGCUCCGAGCCGGGCGAGCGGACGCUGUUCGCGCACGUCAACUGCACCAACUUUAGAUACAAACCCUUCCAUUACAGAUUCGCAAAAUCCGACCACGCGUUCGGCGUUGAAGACAACGUGACCUUAACCACGUUCUUUGUCUACGUGUAUGACUUCCGCCCGCCGCUGUGGAUACAGAUCUCAUUCUCGCAGUACCCGAAGCUGAAUCUGCAACAGUUCUUCAUCACGUUCUCGUCGUGUUUCCUACUGUUGUUGUUGGUCGCUGCGGCGCUGUGGAAGAUUAAACAGAAAUACGACUUGUACAGGAGAAGGCAGCGGCUUUUCGUGGAAAUGGAGCAGAUGGCGUCCCGGCCGUUCAGCCAAGUCUGUGUCGAGUUGGAGAAAGGAGGAGCAGGUUGUGGCGUCCCAGCCCCGGUGGCGCUGGAGCCGUGCCUGGGGUCGCGUGCGGCCGUGCUGUCGCUGCUGGUGCGGCUGCCGACGGGCGGCACGGGCCGCGCGCCGCCGCUGGGCGGGCUGGCCGUCGCCUCCGCGCUCGUCACGCUCGGCCACCACCAGGACCACAAGGCGACCACAAGGCGCGCCGCUGACCGUACGUUACAACAUACUACUACUGUCGCUGCUGGUGCGGCUGCCGACGGGCGGCACGGGCCGCGCGCCGCCGCUGGGCGGGCUGGCCGUCGCCUCCGCGCUCGUCACGCUCGGCCACCACCAGGACCACAAGGCGCGCCGCUGACCGUACGUUACAACAUACUACUACUGUCGCUGCUGGUGCGGCUGCCGACGGGCGGCACGGGCCGCGCGCCGCCGCUGGGCGGGCUGGCCGUCGCCUCCGCGCUCGUCACGCUCGGCCACCACCAGGACCACAAGGCGACCACAAGGCGCGCCGCUGACCGUACGUUACAACAUACUACUACUGUCGCUGCUGGUGCGGCUGCCGACGGGCGGCACGGGCCGCGCGCCGCCGCUGGGCGGGCUGGCCGUCGCCUCCGCGCUCGUCACGCUCGGCCACCACCAGGACCACAAGGCGCGCCGCUGACCGUACGUUACAACAUACUACUACUGUCGCUGCUGGUGCGGCUGCCGACGGGCGGCACGGGCCGCGCGCCGCCGCUGGGCGGGCUGGCCGUCGCCUCCGCGCUCGUCACGCUCGGCCACCACCAGGACCACAAGGCGACCACAAGGCGCGCCGCUGACCGUACGUUACAACAUACUACUACUGUCGCUGCUGGUGCGGCUGCCGACGGGCGGCACGGGCCGCGCGCCGCCGCUGGGCGGGCUGGCCGUCGCCUCCGCGCUCGUCACGCUCGGCCACCACCAGGACCACAAGGCGCGCCGCUGACCGUACGUUACAACAUACUACUACUGUCGCUGCUGGUGCGGCUGCCGACGGGCGGCACGGGCCGCGCGCCGCCGCUGGGCGGGCUGGCCGUCGCCUCCGCGCUCGUCACGCUCGGCCACCACCAGGACCACAAGGCGACCACAAGGCGCGCCGCUGACCGUACGUUACAACAUACUACUACUGUCGCUGCUGGUGCGGCUGCCGACGGGCGGCACGGGCCGCGCGCCGCCGCUGGGCGGGCUGGCCGUCGCCUCCGCGCUCGUCACGCUCGGCCACCACCAGGACCACAAGGCGCGCCGCUGACCGUACGUUACAACAUACUACUACUGUCGCUGCUGGUGCGGCUGCCGACGGGCGGCACGGGCCGCGCGCCGCCGCUGGGCGGGCUGGCCGUCGCCUCCGCGCUCGUCACGCUCGGCCACCACCAGGACCACAAGGCGACCACAAGGCGCGCCGCUGACCGUACGUUACAACAUACUACUACUGUCGCUGCUGGUGCGGCUGCCGACGGGCGGCACGGGCCGCGCGCCGCCGCUGGGCGGGCUGGCCGUCGCCUCCGCGCUCGUCACGCUCGGCCACCACCAGGACCACAAGGCGCGCCGCUGACCGUACGUUACAACAUACUACUACUGUCGCUGCUGGUGCGGCUGCCGACGGGCGGCACGGGCCGCGCGCCGCCGCUGGGCGGGCUGGCCGUCGCCUCCGCGCUCGUCACGCUCGGCCACCACCAGGACCACAAGGCGCGCCGCUGA
This is a messenger RNA of Cydia fagiglandana, 6601 nucleotides long. It is a transcript of the gene dsd, whose product is annotated as attractin. Gene Ontology annotation, molecular function: protein binding. Gene Ontology annotation, cellular component: Golgi apparatus. The transcript is spliced from 39 exons. NCBI's taxonomy places the organism in Eukaryota, Metazoa, Arthropoda, Insecta, Lepidoptera, Tortricidae. The coding region runs from base 194 to 6601 and encodes 2135 amino acids. The record is from RefSeq and is a predicted model, not a curated record.